AUUUUUCGGAGGGUCGUUGACUGCAACAGUGACGGUUGGACAUGACAAGGAUUCGCCACUCACUACGAUCCCUAUUUUUCGGAGGGUCGUUGACUGUAACAGUAACCCGCUGCACUCGGCGAUUCAACAGUAUAAAGUGAGGUAUGUAGACUCUGCAUUUCUCAAUACCAUUUAUUCCAUCAUCAUCAUGGUUAAUCAGUCUACCGUCAAUGACACGGCCUCGCUCGCUGAGUCUACCUCAACAUGUUCAAAUAUAUCGUCAUCUCCGCAGCCCAUAGUGGACAAUGUUGCAAAACGUGUCAAGCUUAUCCUUGCACAGGCCACAGCAACCCCCUCUGAGUUGCACUCCGCUGCUCUGGAAGUAAUUGAUGUCGAUGUCGAUGUCGAUGAAAAUGAUGUGGCACCUCCUGCCGCCGAACAGGAUGACGAAGCUGAUCUAAAUACUCUCAAGAAAACAUGGCGUUCAGCAGUCUAUUCGUUUUUUAAGCUUGACGCUGUGGCUGUCCAGUAUCACGAUGGACGUCUAGUUCAUUUCUUCCCUUGCGGGGCACACAAGUGCAAGCUCCCUUCCGGAGGUGUCCGCCGCUUCCAGGACUCCAGGGACAAGUCAUCGACUACGAAUCUAAGGCAUCACGCCAAUGGCUGUUGGGGCAAAGAGGCAGUUGAUCUUGCAUUUAGUGGCGGAAAGGUACAGGCCACGAGCGGAUCAGUUUUCUCUGCUUUUGCUCGAAAAGGACAACAACCUGUCCAUCAUACUUAUCGGAUGCACACGAGCAAUGAAGUUCGGUGAGUCAACAUUUUCGGGGCCUUAAUAACAAGCGGCAUCUCUAGUAGAUGAGCUUGACGACUAUUUGCGGCAACCAGUGGAGUACCAAAGUCCAAAAUGUG
This is a messenger RNA of Suillus subaureus, 888 nucleotides long. RefSeq lists its product as uncharacterized. The coding region runs from base 188 to 790 and encodes 200 amino acids. The transcript is spliced from 2 exons. Lineage: Eukaryota; Fungi; Basidiomycota; Agaricomycetes; Boletales; Suillaceae. The record is from RefSeq and is a predicted model, not a curated record.